AUGAUCAAAGGCAAGAACAAGAUCGUGAUCAUGACCAAAGACCGACUAGCCUACAGAAGCUGGAUACCAUACGGCAGGCUAGUCAACGUGAUCAAGAUCACGGAAGAAUCAGAAUUGGCAGCAUUACUGGAAUUCGACUGGUGGCGGCCUGUCGACAACGAGGAUCUCUUCGUCAGCUACGUAGAGAAUCUGAUACAACGGUUCGAGGAUUUCAAAGAGCAGCAGGGUCAUCAUGAGCAGAUCAAUCAGCUUAUAGCCAAGAUCGAGAACGCAUUGCCUAGCCAUGCCGAAAUGACCCAAAGGAGCGCGGGGACGGUAUCAACUAUCCACUCUGAUGAUACACCAUCGGAACAAUCUGUCGAGGUUCCGAUGAGGUCAGGAGCACUGUUGCCAGCGGUGGGGAAACGCUUUUCCAUUGUGAAAGCGCUAAACAGGGCCGGACUGUUCCUACGAGUUCAUCCGGACGGCCACAGUCAGCGUGAACGCUCACUACCGCUUGGAACCUGUCUCGUGUAA
Molecule: messenger RNA, 516 nt
Organism: Recurvomyces mirabilis
Lineage: Eukaryota; Fungi; Ascomycota; Dothideomycetes; Mycosphaerellales; Teratosphaeriaceae
Exons: 2
Coding region: 1-516 (171 amino acids)
Source: RefSeq, a predicted model, not a curated record